AUGGGAGACCGACCAGCUAUCUAUGUCCAUCUAGAAAUGGGCCUAUCACUGCCCAAGAUUAUGUCCAAAGACCGACAUAUCACUUACAUUUCCAAGAGCAUGCGCGAUCGAGCAAACCAGUUUCCCCGACAGUUGCCUCCUACAAAUACCAACUACCUCAACGCUCCAUCGCAGUAUCAAGCCGGUAAUCAGCAAAUGCUCAGACAGACGCAGUUACCCCAGGAUCAAUUGCAGCAUCAAUUCGCUUACCGUGUUAGCAAUAUCCCUCCUCACACAUACGGUAGAGACCCUGUGCCGGCUGGUUUAGUUCAGGAACAGUCAUACCAGCCAUACCGUCCCCAACAAGUACAGCACGAUAUUAGAGAAUACUACGCCCCUGUUCCGUCAGCAGCAGCACAACAAGGCACUCUACAGCCGGACGAGGUUCCGCGUAGCUCGAGAUCGACGAGCCGUGGUUCACACGAGCGUGGCAAAUCUGCACCCCCGCCUCUAAACAGCAGCCCCUGGGACAUGAGCCCGUCCCAUGCGUCAGGGAGCGAACCUCACCUCUGGAAAGCUCUUCCUGCAACCCCAAAUCAGUUUCGCCUUGGAGAAGGCGACAUGCCGUGGGACUCGUGGACAUUCCCCAUGGGCAUCGAUGAUAACAAUGAAGAGGACGAUCACGGCGAAGGAGGGGAUGGACGUAUACGCUCGCGUGAAGCCAGUAUUCGAGCAACAUGGGGACCCGAAUUUCCAGGUGAAUACUCACGUCCCAGCCAAUUCGUGCAAGUAGACGAUAGGGCGACGGGUAAAGCAAAGGAUAUACAGUCUCUGGCUUCGGCAUUAAUGACUGUCGAUAACGGGUUUGAGGAUCAGUGGUGGUAUCAGGGCCCUCGUCUAGUCAAUAUCCAUGGAAAUGUCAUGGUACCAACGGCGGUGCCCAAGUCCAGCUUUCACCCCGACCACCAGCAAAGCUCUGUGGGAUGGGCAGUCUCGCAUGAGGAAGCGCAGAGGCUGAAGGAUCAGAACGAUCAGCACCAAUUGCAGCAGAAACGCCAAGAGCAGCAACGAAGACGGCAACGUCACUUGUCAUUUCAAGAACAGCAACUCGAAUCGUUUGUGCCAUCAGACGCAUCUCUCCAGCUCGUGUCUCCCCAUUCCCUUUCAGGCACGGGUACCGCUGACAUUGUGUCGCCUUUGAGUGAUUACCCGAGCCCGUUGUCAAAUUAUGGUGGCUUGCGACGCUCUUUGACCACCCGCUCUGACGAACUUCACCUGUAAAUCGAAUAGGUGUUGCCAUCCGCUGGGCGUGACGAUUGGGUUCCAGGCCUGGUUCGGGACGCGACUUUGGGCCAGCACCACAUCUGAACGCGGUCUAACUAUUCACGAAGUGCCCGAGUCUCUCGUGACCAAUUGCAAGCUCUUGCUGGAAUGCGGAAAUAUUGUUGGAUUCCUGGACAAAACGAAUAGGUGGAAUGCGGAGGGACGACUGAUCGUGAUGGUAUAAGCACAUGUAUACAUCAAUCGACAACUCUCGGCGUGCCUGCCGAAACAGUGGUUCUCGAGCGGCGGCCCUCCAAGUCUCUAAGAGAUACCUAUGGAUGUCUUGAUUUGAGAAGACUUGAGUGGACUAUAAUGACUUAUUUUUGGGUAGCAUCCUGUAUAACUUAUGAAUACUGGCGUGCGGAUAGGGUGCUCACUAGGGCUGGAAUUUGGAUAUCUCUUUAAUUGCGAAGGAAAGCUCCUCUUAAAGGCUGACGUAAUAACUAAGGAUUUCUCAUC
Molecule: messenger RNA, 1761 nt
Organism: Fusarium graminearum PH-1
Lineage: Eukaryota; Fungi; Ascomycota; Sordariomycetes; Hypocreales; Nectriaceae
Exons: 1
Coding region: 1-1260 (419 amino acids)
Source: RefSeq, a predicted model, not a curated record